This is a messenger RNA of Aspergillus glaucus CBS 516.65, 3032 nucleotides long. RefSeq lists its product as uncharacterized. The record is from RefSeq and is a predicted model, not a curated record. Bases 64 to 2889 code for a protein of 941 amino acids. Gene Ontology annotation, cellular component: DNA replication preinitiation complex. Gene Ontology annotation, biological process: DNA replication initiation. NCBI's taxonomy places the organism in Eukaryota, Fungi, Ascomycota, Eurotiomycetes, Eurotiales, Aspergillaceae. The transcript is spliced from 2 exons.
GUUGCAGUUUUUAUCGUCGCUUUUUUAUAGAACGAGGAUGCAUACACUUUGUUAAACGCGUUCAUGGCUUCGCGUGAAUCCCCCGUUGUUCUCGAAUCCGUCAAUUCACUCCCCGAUGCGCAUGCGCUUCCACCACUGAAGAAGCGCAAGACAUGGCAUCCUCCCGCUAAGGAUCUGGGGGCUUCGUCGAUCGUCAUUCGGGCCCCCGCGACAUCACUAUCCGACGACCGCUACGUCCUCGACCCAAUCACCCUCCUCCCCCGCUCCAGAGUCCCGCUCUCCUGGCUCGAUCCUUCAUCGUCUACACUAUGGCCCGUUCCAUCCGGUAGUCUGUUCGUGGCGGACAUCCCUAUCCUCGAGAAUGAUUUGCGCGAACGAGUCGAGCCUUCUGUGCUUGCGGUGCGAUCUACGGCUGAUGGUGGUUUAUAUGUUGUUGAGAGGGUGAAGAAGGGGAUAUAUGCGGUUUCGCGAUUAGGGCCUUGGGUUCAGGAGGGGGAUAUUUUUAUUGCGGUUAAGGGAUGGAGUGUUGCUGCUGUCGCUAAUGAGCAGACGGCGCGGUGCGAGUCACCUGUCGGAGAUGGGACUGUUGAGUGGUGGGAAGUGGCGCGGAUUGAGGAGCCUAUCGUGGAUGUGGAUGUGCUUUCUGGGAAACCACCGAAUAUUGAUAUUUGCGUCGCUUUCUUUGACCAGGAGGAGGAUAAUGUGUUGCCUGUGGAAUCUGUGGAGAGCCAAACCGCUUCGAUUACCGCUCCCAAUCUCGAGAGGAGCUCGAGCACCGGUGUUCGCAUGCCGAGUAUCGCUAUUAAUGACACUCAAGAACAGCUCGAAGCAAUGGUAUCCGCGGGUGCUGAUGACCUGCAAUCACCACAAGAGCUACUGGAUGGCUUGAGGGAUCAGUAUCUGCAGGCUCUCUACAUCUCCAAGACAUCUCUGGCAUACUUUGCCAAAGGUCCGCAAACACGUUGUCGCAAUGCGUUCCAAUCUACCGAGCCCGACUCUUCCAAGACGCCCGUCGAUUUGGUCAAUUUUUACCGAGAAGCUAUACUCCCCGCGAAGAAGAUGGAUCUGAAAUAUAAAGAAACAAUGCCAGCGACAGUCCGCGACGUCAUGCUAAGUGUUUCUGACGACGAGACGACCCAACCAAAAAAGCGCAAGAGUCGAAAGAAGAAAAAGCUGGGGAAGAAUGGGCUGUAUCCCGAUGAAGAGGAUCUCAUUCGCAAAUGGUGGAAGGACAGGAGCUUGUCGGAGAAUGGUGUCGCCAUUGAGACCUCGCGAGAAGCGGAGAUGAAGAAGCAUGUGGCUGAUCUACGACUGCGCGAGACUCAAUUGCAGAUACUUCUUAUACUGGAAACGAUGGCCCUGGAAUCGGCUCUCCCUGGUGAUACCAAGAAGCAAGACGGUGGAAAUGACGAAAACCCACCAGAUGAGACGGCAAAGAAGUCCAAGAGCAAGAAGUUACAGGAUCUGAACGUGGUCCUUGAACUACAUCUUGAUCGCCUGUGCAUAUGGCAUGCCGUCAGCUUUGACGAUUUGGCAAUCCCCGAAUCGAUUAAGGAUGCAGAGAACAGCCACCUCUCUGGAAAGAAGGCCGAGAGUGAUGCUGUGCGGGACUUCUGUACAGAAGUUAUCGUCCCAUUCUAUGCGUCGCGCCUCCCGGAUAAAUGCAAGCUGGUCACUCGGAAAUUUGGCGUCUCCAGUUCCACAACCCCUGCGAAACCCCAAGCAAAGAAGACGCCACGACGAGAAUCCGAGUCCGAUGCAAAACGACAGCUACAACAACAGCAACUGCAACAUCUGAAACCCCGUCGCUCAUUGCAGCGUGUAUUAACCGACGAGAAAUCAGCCGCCUCUCAAGGACGACACCCACUUCAGCGAUCCAAGACAGCACCAUCCAAACCAGACAGCAGACGGGAAUCCAUGGAACCGUUAUUACCAAUGACCAGCGCCAACGUCCGGGGCGGUAUACAAAAAGCCAAACGAGUGGAAAACCGCGAAGUGGACCUCAACGCACAAGCCAAACAGCACGAAACGAAGCUGAAAAAGGUGCAAUUGCUGGCAGACCAGAAGAAAGAACUGGACGCGGCGAUUCAUGCCUUACGACGACCCAAUCGGGAACUAGUCGCCAAAGAUAUUGCCGAAGAUGCGGAUAAGAGGACGACGCCUGGCGGUGGUGGCAGCUCGCGCAAGCAGAAGAACCCCGUCCGGAAUCCGUUAGGGCAAGGCGUGCAGGUCAUGGCUACGCCCAAGGGGAGUCGGAAGAGGGAUGCUAUUUUCGAACUCCCACCACCCCCGCUUCCCAUUAACAUGGUGCGGUCAUUCCCUGGACAUUUGGUUGAGCGCUCACCUCCACCCGACGAGAGUGAUGCGCAAAUGGUCCCGGGCUCCACGGUCCGUCCGAAUUCGUUCUCAGGAGCUUCUGGCAGAGACAUGGGCGCUAUAGAAGAAACGCCUACUCGCCGUCCGACCAAGCCAUUCGAGUCCCCUUGUUUGUCCAAGUCCAAGAGCACAACUUAUACAUCCAACACCCUCUUCCGGGUCCCUAAUCGUCCUUCUUCAACCCAGCGAACAGAAAUGGCACCCUCGACGCCCGUCUCAUCGCGACGUAUCCCAAUCGCGCAGCCACAAUUCGAUUCCUCCAUUACAGAAACACCGCCUAGAAAAUCGCAGACCACUGCCCCUGUUCCAGACCUUACUGCAGUUGCGCCUGAGACUGCGGCUGCACCACCAACCGCUGUCCUAAGCACACCGGUAAAGAAAGGCAGUAUUCAGGAAACACCCGUUAAGAAGAAUUUUCUUGCUCCUGGCGAUUCGUCCACGGUACCUGUGACGCCGGAGAAAUCGAUUUAUGAGCAUUUGGGGUGGAAUGAUGAGGAUGAUCUUGGGUUUUAGCCUCUGCUAUUAAAGUAUGGAGUUCUGUGGUUAUGGAUGCUAUGGUUUUGGUUAGCGGGAUGGGUAUUGUUACUAUUAUUAGCGGCUUAGGUCUUCUUCUCUGUAUAUAGGCUACUAUACAAACCGUUUUCUCUGAAUAAGCU